Aplosporella prunicola CBS 121167 is the source of this 1021-nucleotide messenger RNA. RefSeq lists its product as uncharacterized. The coding region runs from base 150 to 944 and encodes 264 amino acids. The transcript is spliced from 2 exons. Lineage: Eukaryota; Fungi; Ascomycota; Dothideomycetes; Botryosphaeriales; Aplosporellaceae. Gene Ontology annotation, molecular function: oxidoreductase activity. Gene Ontology annotation, cellular component: cytosol. The record is from RefSeq and is a predicted model, not a curated record.
GCCGGAAGUCUUUGAACACGAUGAUCAUAGUAUAACUAUUUGAUGGUGACCUCGUGAGGCGCACGCAGACAAAGUUAUUCCCGGAGCCCGGCCUGCAUCGUACCAAACUCCAGCACCCACUCCAUCGGACCCUCACGAUCGUCAAAACAAUGUCACUCAAAGGGCAAAACGUGCUCAUUACCGGCGCCUCGAUGGGCAUUGGAGCCGCCAUCGCCAAAAGGCUUGCCCAAGAAGACGCGACACUUAUCCUGUUCGCCCGGUCCAAAGACAAACUCUCGCAGCUCGCGUCUGAGCUCGGCAACGAACGAGUCGUGACGGCCUCGGUCGACGUGCAGGACCACGCCGCUCUGGACUCCGCCAUCAAGGACGCAGUGCAAAAGACGGGUCCGCUCGAUGUGUUGAUCAACAACGCAGGGCUGGCGAUAGGUGCGCCGGCCGCCUUCCCGGACCUCGCCAUUACCGACAUCAUCACCAUGACCGGCACCAACAUCAACGGCUACAUGUUUGCGGCCUACGCGGCGCUCAACGCGGGCGGCAUGCGCGUGCGGGGCCGCGGAACCAUCUUGAACGUGACGUCGACCACGGGUCUUGAGGUCCCCCCGUUCCCUGGCGAGGCCGUGUACCAUGCCAGUAAGGCGGCGCAAGAGGCCUUCACCAACGUGCUGCGCACCGAGCUGCAGGACUCAAAUAUCAAGGUCUUAGCGCUGCGGCCUGGUGUUGUUGCCACCAACUUCCAUGAGCUGCGCGUCGGUUAUGACAAGAAGCAGUAUGAUGACUUCAUGGCUGGCUUUGAGCCGCUUGUCGCCGAUGAGGUCGCGGAUGCUGCUGCUUUCAUGUUGAGUCAGCCCGAAAAGGUUUCGAUCAAGGCCUUGGAUGUGGUCCCAACUGCGCAGCGGAGCUUGCAGGUGUUUGAUCGGAAGUGGAACGAGAGGCAUGGAAAGUAACUAGUUGGGCGUGCUUUGGUAGCAAAUGAAAAAUGACAUCUUGCGAACCGACAUAAGUAGAAACAAAACAAAACCGC